This is a messenger RNA of Aspergillus brunneoviolaceus CBS 621.78, 2127 nucleotides long. RefSeq names its product putative AMP-binding enzyme. Gene Ontology annotation, molecular function: long-chain fatty acid-CoA ligase activity. The record is from RefSeq and is a predicted model, not a curated record. The transcript has 4 exons. Lineage: Eukaryota; Fungi; Ascomycota; Eurotiomycetes; Eurotiales; Aspergillaceae. Bases 1 to 2127 code for a protein of 708 amino acids. Gene Ontology annotation, cellular component: membrane; endoplasmic reticulum. Gene Ontology annotation, biological process: long-chain fatty acid metabolic process.
AUGUUCUCCUCCCAACUACCGACUCAUCUCCAGCGCGCUACCGAGCUACAGCAGGAGCCCCCUAAAGGCAAACCUUACGGCGUUGCCCUACCGGGCACCGAAAAACCAGGGCGCUCUCCCGUCUACCGGACCUGGAACUCAACAAAAGAGCUAGUAAAAACACUAGACCCUAACGUGGCUACUGCGCAUGACAUAUUUGAGUCGACCGCCGGUAGAGUGCCGAAAAGCGACUGCUUGGGAUGGCGCCCAUAUGAUCCGAUAGUUAAGGCCUACGGUCCGUACCAGUGGAUGGAUUAUGAGACGGUUCAGAAGCGACGUACUGCUUUUGGUGCUGGUCUGGUCGAAUUACAUCAGAAACAUGGCUGCCAUCGUCCUGGCCAAUAUGGAAUUGGUUUAUGGUCCCAGAACCGCCCAGAGUGGCAACUGACUGACCUUGCCUGCAUGUCUCAAAGUCUGUACUCGGUCUCCAUCUACGACGUUCUCGCGGCAGACGCUACGGAGUACAUCAUCAACCACGCCGAAUUGCACUGUGUCGUGACUUCUUUGCCUCAUAUUCCCACUCUGCUGAAUUUAAAGCCAUUGUUGCCCGGUCUGAAAAUCAUUGUCAGCAUGGAUCCUCUGGAGGCCGGGGAACCCGCCGGCCUUUCUAAGCGCGCGCUCCUCGAAUCGAUUGCGGCUGGGCUGGAGGUAUCUAUCUACACCAUCGAGGAGGUGGAAGAGCUUGGGGCGUUUUCAAAACGUACCUGCAAUCCCCCAUCCCCAUCUGACAUAGUUACCAUAAAUUAUACGUCCGGCACUACAGGGAAUCCCAAAGGGGUGGUUUUGACCCAUGAGAAUACUGUCGCGGCAACUUCAAGCGGCCUCGUAGUAACUACGCAGGCCCCUGGUGAUACUCUGGCAUCAUAUCUUCCACUAGCACAUAUUUACGCGCGGCUGUCGGAGCAUGCAGCAUUCUGGGCGGGGGCUCGAAUUGGGUACUUCCAUGGGAAUAUGCUGGAACUCGUCGAUGACCUGAAAGUCCUCAAGCCUACUGGGUUCAUGUCAGUUCCAAGACUGUUCAGUCGUUUCGGAAAUGUCAUUCGCUCAGCUACCGUGGACCAGCCCGGUUUUAAGGGAGCAUUGUCGAGACAUGUUGUUGCGGCGAAGACAGCAAACCUGGAGAAUCCCGACGCUAGCAAAGCUACAAUAAAGCAUGCGGUGUAUGAUCGCAUCUGGUCGAAAAAGGUUUCCGCGGCGCUUGGCCUGGAGCGCACUAGAGUGAUGGUCUCUGGUUCUGCGCCUCUGGACCCGACCCUCCACCAGUUUUUGAGAGUGGCUACUGGUACCGAUAUUAUCCAAGGUUACGGGUUGACCGAAACAUACGCUAUUGCAUGCGCUCAAUCCCCGCGAGAUUUGACUGCCGGGAAUUGUGGGCGACUUGCUCCAUGCAACGAGGCCUGUUUGGUCUCUCUUCCGGAUAUGGACUACUCGGUCGAUGAUAAGCCCUUCCCACGGGGUGAACUGCUCUUACGUGGAGGGAACAUCUUCCGUGAGUAUUAUAAAAACCCAGAAGAAACGGCCAAUGCGAUGACUGAAGACGGAUGGUUCCGGACCGGUGACGUUUGCACCAUUGAUGAUAUGGGCCGAAUCAUCAUCAUUGAUCGUCGCAAGAAUGUCUUGAAGCUGGCGCAGGGAGAAUACAUCUCCCCCGAGCGUCUUGAGGGCGUUUACCUGUCUGAGCUGGGCUACUUGGCGCAGGGCUACGUCCAUGGUGAUAGUGUACAGACUUUCUUGGUGGGUAUCUUUGGCGUGCAGCCCGAAUCAUAUGCUCCGUGGGCCAGCAAAGUGCUCCGUCGAAACAUUGAGGUCACGGACAUUGACGGCAUCAAAUCGACGUUGGAUGAACCUCAGAUACGUCGCGCGGUGUUGCGGGAUCUCGACCGCGUCGCAAAGAAACACAAACUUGCAGGCUACGAAAAAAUAAAGAACUGCGCGCUGAUGCUGGACCCUUUUACAGUUGAGAACAAUCUGUUGACGCCGACUUUGAAGCUGAAACGUCCUCCGGCUGUGAAGAAGUAUCGCCAUCUUCUGGAUGACUUAUAUACGACGGCGUUGGCUGAGGAAGCCGCUCCGAAGGCCAAGCUCUAG